AACUGUGAUUCAGAAAAUGACUUUUGCAAUUGUUCCUUGUGUAUCUGAUGAUGCCCCAGACGUGCAACUUGUCGCAACAUUUUGCAGAAGGAAAUGUUGUCAUAGGUCUAUAGCAGCAAAAGAAGAAAUGCAUUACAUUCAGUUUGAAGUUAAAACUUGGAUCUGUACAUUGCAAAUUUCAAUAGAGAAACGGACCAAGGAACGACACGCAUGGAGAACAAACUUGCGAAGGCUCUGUAUGACAACACCGCAGAGUGUGCAGAUGAGCUGGCUUUCCGAAAAGGGGACAUCGUCAUGGUGCUGAAUCAGAACGUGGCCGGCACCAGCGGAUGGUGGAUGUGUUCUCUUUAUGGACGGCAUGGUCUGGCUCCUGCAAAUAGACUGCAGCUUUUACCACAAACUGGAACCAAUGCGGGCUCAUUAAACCAUGACACAGAAAAAUGCAAAUUAACUGAUGCUGAAACUGAUGACAGUGCACAAAAUAUCUACCAGAUCCCUAGUGUACCCCGACCCUCCAGCAGCCCAGCAUACGAACGCAUGGACAUGAUCUACAAGGUCCCGCACACUCCUUUAUCAGCAUCAAAAAUUCCAGUCCCGCCAGCACUUAGGCACAGCACAGAAGGACUUGGGGGAAACAAGACUUCAGACUUCAGCAUGGUGCCCAGUCCAACAGGGGAGGUUUACGAUGUUCCAAUCCAAGCAAGACGAGCUUCUGUUUUCACUGCAUCAACAACUCCAAGACACGUGCCUCGAAAAAACUCACUGAUUCCACUUUCUGAGCUGGAGAAAAGAUUUGACCACUCUGAGAGUUUAAGGUGCAGCAGUCCAGGAGACACUUAUGUCUAUGCAGUUCCACCACCUUUGCCUCAGGACCCAAACUAUGACAUCCCUAUUCCCUCAUCUACAGAAGCCCAGAAAGUGAUUGGUGGAUACAGCACCCUCCCCAACCCCUGCAAGCCUGAGUGGAUUUAUGAUGUUCCAGUGGGUCCAGAGAAACAAAGUCCACCCUAUGAUACCAUGCCCUCAAAACCCAUUUGCAGGGAACUUUAUGACACUCUUCCAACACGUGCUUGGCUCAUUCAAAGAGGCACUCCAAGUCCCUCGCUUUAUGAUAUACCAAAACCCAGCCCAAGUCCACCCAAAGUGCUGCCAAGGGUCCCAAUUUAUGACAAGCCUCCAACUCAGAAGCUUACAGAGGAGCUGGUAUAUGCGGUUCCACCCAAGGAGGAACCCCUUACUCAAGUUGGCAGUGCUCCCUCCAGUGAUCACAUACCCCUAGAGUGCAGGGGUGACUCAAGCAAAGCUCAUGAACUCAAAAGAGUGCGUCUGCAACGAAUGAGGAACUUUCUGGCUUGUUCGUCUUUCCAUGACCUUACUGGAAGUGGGGACUCACUGGUGCAGGAGGAAGAUGAGCGAGACAGAACCCUACGUCUCUCUUCAACAGACAGUCAAAGAAUCAGCACGGCCUCCAGCUCCUCCACGAGCUCCUGUGACUCUCUGGCUCUGAGUUCAUCCUCUCCUGAGCCUCUGCGAGAAGUGACGCUUAGCCAGGACGAGGCCUGCCGCAGACUUUUGGACCUGCAGGAGUCCGUUUGCAGGGCUGUUCCCCGUCUAAUGGAGUUUGUCAGCAGUCACUGGAGGAGCAAAGAACAUCUGGAGAAACACCUGAUGGAGAUCAAAGAAGCAGCAGAGGGGAUUGCAUGUUCUCUGAUGUGCUUCCUAAACUUUACCCUGGACAUUAAGGGAAAUGCCCGUCGUUUGACCGAUGGCAACCUUCAGACAAGGCUCUAUAAACAGCUAUCUAUCAUAGAAGAUUCAGGUGUGAUCCUACAACAAACAGUAAGUGCUCUGAACAUGGCUGGCUGGCCCCUUAAUACACUCUGUCAGGACCCUGGGCAGGCCCAGACACCUGACCUACUGGAGCGCUUUGUUAUGGUGGCACGCACUGUUCCAGAGGAUGUCAAGCGCCUGGUGUCCAUCAUCAAUGCGAAUGGUAAGCUUCUGUUUAGAGCCCCUCAGAAAGAUCCAGAUCCUCUCAACACCAUAGGUCAACCAGAGACAAAGAAAAGUCCCAAUGGAAGUGAACAAGGAGGGGACUUAGUGGAGGAUGACAACGAUUAUGUAGAGCUACAGACUAAGAAUGAUUUUGAAAAGCAGCAGAAGGAAGUGGAAAAGGAUCCAAAAGAAAAUGUCACAGCAGUCUCUAAAAAUGCCAAUGUUAAUAACAAACGUCACUCCUCUGAGUCUGGCAGUGGCACAGAAGAACAUAGAUCCUCCUCCUUGUCAGAGCACUGCCGGCUUUACUUUGGUGCUCUCCAGAAGGCCAUUGGGGGUUUUGUGGGCAGCCUUCAGGAUGGCCAGCCACCAGAGAAAUUCAUCUCGCAAAGUAAGCUGGUGAUCAUGGUGGGCCAGAGACUGGUGGACACCCUGUGCAAGGAGGCCCAACUUGGCGGGUCAACCCAGAGCCUUCUGUGUAAGAGCAACCACCUGUGUGCUCUCCUAAAGCAGCUGGCGGUGGCCACCAAGAAGGCGGCGUUGCACUUCCCGGAUGCGCAAGCUCUGCACGAGGCUCAAGAGUUUGCAAAGGAACUGGCCAAAAGAGCACAGCACUUUCGGAUAUCACUUGACCUCUGAGUGUGCACAUAUCAAGCAUAUUAAUUUGUUUGUAUAGCAAAAAACAUUGUUUUAUUCAUCACCAGUUUUGAUUUUGUCAUAUUCAGCUACAUUUAAGCUUUACUAGCCAAAAAGAUCAUUGCUUUGUGCUGAAUGUUGUUAUCAUAAUGAAUACAGGUACUGGUUUAAAUAUUAAUAAUAUUAGAAAAAAUCGCUGGGACGAACAGAACAAUUGAAAUAUGGAGUUUUAUUUGUAUGAGGAUGAAAGACUUCACCACUGUGGAGUUCCAAAGUAAAUUGCACAUUUAGGAUACUGUACUCAAGCCAAUUUUAAAAUGCAAUUAAAAUAUGAAGUAUAAAAUUUGUUUAUAUAAUUUACAAGUAUUUUAUAUUAUCCUAAUAUUGUUUGUAAUGUGAAUGUUUUAUGUAUGUUAUUACUUUAUUAUGUAAGAGGUAUAUUCUCCAGGGCAGUAGUUUGAUACAGUCAACUUUUUAAAAAUAUCUAUGUAAAUAUUCAAAAAAAAAAAAAUUGUCAUGCAUUCCCAAACAACAAUUAAAAACUUAAAACUGGUUUAUUUUUAAUGUUUAUUGGAAGCAUACAUAAACAUUAGUGACCAUUGUAGAAGAUAUUUAUUUGGCCAUUACAGUAAAGAGUAUUUUACACAUAAAGUUUAUGUUGGUUGCAUUAUGGGAAAUGUAGGAUCUGAUGUUUUUGGAUCUUAAUCCAAAUCAGGGACUAAAGAUCAAGAUAUCUUGGCCACUGCUGCUUCAAUUUUGUCUGUUCUUUUUUAAAAUCUGUCUCUUGUGACUUCCUCAACUGUAUGAAAGUGCAAAUAACUGAAGUUUAAUAGUACAAUUUGUGAUUGCUCAAUGCAGUCGAAAUAAUAAUUUCCACUUUGUUGUCUCUACAGGAAGGUCAGAGGUCAGUGUCAUGACAGAACAGGAACCCUAAAGUUUCAGUGUCUUGUUUAACCCUCUAUCAUGUACAAUUUUACAGUUAACCUUUUUACACCAAUUUCACCAAUGGGAUGCCAGCACUGUGUAAACCUUCCACCUUCAGACUGCUAGUGCUAUAAAUAUGAAUUUGUGAUAAAUCCAUAGAUUAUCCUUCAUACCAUGAGAUAGUAUGGUGGUGUUAUAUAGCAGUUAUUAUUGGAGCUUUAUAUCAUUAUGAUGUACAACAUUGUAAAUAUAGCACAAGUCAGUCACUCUGUAAAUGUAUUUGAAGCAGAGCCAUGUAAGCGUAUUCCCUCUGCUGUGUGCUUCAUGUGCAGAUGUCUGCCCGCCAUUACCAUGUGAAUGAGCAUUUUGAUGAGCAGGGAUUAAAACAAAUGCUAUGAGUAUGGAAGUCAAAAAA
This is a messenger RNA of Plectropomus leopardus (leopard coralgrouper), 3970 nucleotides long. RefSeq names its product Cas scaffold protein family member 4 (gene cass4). The record is from RefSeq and is a predicted model, not a curated record. Lineage: Eukaryota; Metazoa; Chordata; Actinopteri; Perciformes; Serranidae. Gene Ontology annotation, cellular component: plasma membrane; cytoplasm. Gene Ontology annotation, molecular function: protein binding. Gene Ontology annotation, biological process: cell surface receptor protein tyrosine kinase signaling pathway; cell migration.